Molecule: messenger RNA, 1114 nt
Organism: Brassica oleracea var. oleracea
Lineage: Eukaryota; Viridiplantae; Streptophyta; Magnoliopsida; Brassicales; Brassicaceae
Product: 40S ribosomal protein S4-1-like
Exons: 3
Coding region: 184-966 (260 amino acids)
Biological process (GO): translation
Cellular component (GO): cytosolic small ribosomal subunit; ribosome
Molecular function (GO): structural constituent of ribosome; RNA binding
Source: RefSeq, a predicted model, not a curated record
UUUACAUGUCUUCUUCUAUCACAGCUUAACCAGUCGUUCGGAGCUAAAACGAGAGAAGUCGUCGUCUUGAUCAUCGGAGCUACACUUUCAAACUCCAACCAUGACGAGAGGUUUAAAGAAGCAUUUGAAGAGGCUCAAUGCCCCUAAAAUUUGGGGUCUUGACAAACUUGGUGGUGCCUUUGUAUGUCUUCUUCUCUCUCUUCUUGUCUCAAUCCAUACACAUUCUUCCCUUUGUUUAUAAUGCUUGCUCGUAUUGGUUCCAAACAGGCCCCCAAGCCAUCUUCCGGACCACAUAAGUCGAGGGAGUGUCUUCCCCUCGUCCUUAUCAUCAGGAACAAGUUGAAGUACGCUCUUACCUACCGUGAAGUCAUCUCCAUCUUGAUGCAGAGGCAUAUCCAGGUCGAUGGGAAAGUCAGGACUGACAAGACCUACCCUGCUGGUUUCAUGGAUGUUGUCUCUAUCCCUAAGACCAACGAGAACUUCCGUCUUCUCUAUGAUACCAAGGGACGUUUCCGUCUUCACUCCAUCAAGGAUGAGGAAGCCAAGUUUAAGCUUUGCAAGGUUCGAACUAUCUCCUUCGGACAGAAGGGAAUCCCUUACCUUAACACGUACGAUGGUCGCACCAUCCGUUACCCUGACCCGCUCAUCAAGCCUAACGACACCAUUAAGCUCGACCUUGAGGAGAACAAGGUUGUCGAGUUCAUCAAGUUCGAUGUCGGCAAUGUUGUGAUGGUGACUGGUGGAAGAAACAGAGGGCGUGUUGGUGUGAUUAAGAACCGUGAGAAGCAUAAGGGAAGCUUUGAGACGAUCCACAUCCAGGACGCGACAGGGCAUGAGUUUGCAACAAGGUUGGGGAAUGUCUUCACUCUAGGGAAAGGGACAAAGCCGUGGGUGUCUCUUCCUAAGGGUAAGGGUAUCAAGCUUACCAUCAUUGAGGAAGCUAGGAAGAGGCUUGCGGCUCAAUAGGCUGCUUAAUUUUUUUUUAUUUCCAGCUAUUUAUUAUGAUGCGUUUCUAGACUUAUUGUUUCUUUGACCCAAAAAAAAAAGACUUAUUGUUUCUUAGACUCUGUUUACAUUUUUUUGAUUCGCUCCCGGUUUUGAAACUCGUGUUAUU